GGUCUAAAGUUAAUUUGGUUAAUUUUUUUUUCUGUAACAAAAGUUAAUUGGAUUUAUAUUUUUUUUUUCUGAAUGAGUUGUAUCAGUUAAAUUAUCUUUUUUAAGUUAAACACCCAAAGCCAAAUUAAUAAUAUUUGUUUUGCUGAUAACAAAGUGAGAUUAAAUAGGGAUAACAUAUAAUAUAUAAAGAAGACCAAAAAAUAAAAAAAAAGGAAAGGUCCAAACAACCUUUAUAAGUAGAUUUAUCAAGAAUGCUUCCCUUUUAAUAGAAUAGAUCUUAUAUGCUAACAAUAAAAUCAGUAAAAACACACAUACAUGACAAAUCAAAACCAAGUAUUUAUUGAACUAGUUCGAUUUGUAAUCUUAACAUCAAAUAAAAUUAUGAACGAUCUAAGCUUAAUUAGACAUCUAAAUAAUUUAACAUUGGUCAACAAACAUCUAAUUAGUAUACCAUCAUCAAUCUAGCAGAACAAAAAAAAAUUCUGUUGUUAUGGAAACUGAGUUCCCUUAGAUACACAUAUCUUCACUACCAUGAAGAAAAGAUUGUAUGCCAACUAAAACUUAUGGAGAUUAGUUUGACUAUGAAAAUACAAUCUUGACAAAUUUUAUAAAGUGGAGAAAGACCUAACGUACGAGUCCAAAAAGGCUCCCACGCUAAAAUGAUAUAUUAAGGAAAUAAAACAAAUAAUCUAAUAUAUAAGUCUCCUUUCUUUGUCUACGCCUUAAACAGUCAGGCUGCACUAACUCCUUACAUUAAGAAACCUUUUUUACAUUACUCUCCCUAUGAUCAACCUUCCUCUUCCACCGCCUCUACAACAGUCUAUCUCCACCAUGACCAACACAUAAAUAUAUAGCCACCGUCGUAUUAACAUAUACAUUCUUAGAUACUUCCAUCUAUUUUUCUAUAGAUAAACGUAAUAAACCAAGAUUUAUUAUUCUUUGUAUUAUUUUUGUUCUCUUUCAACCCCUAAGCACAAGGAAAUGCGUCUCUUUCGACCCGUUUCGAAAACUCAUCCUUCCUCUUCUUCAACUAUCUCGGCUCGUAUGAUAAAUUGCAUAAUACUUUCUAUUUUGAUUUCCUUGGUCUAUCUUCUCGUCUCUCUCUCGGUACCAACGCUUCAAUCUAAAGACACUAUUAGAGCCUACUUCAUAUCUGCUCAAGAUCAAGCUCAGAGCCUAACAGAGAUUGAUCACAUUGUCUUUGGGAUCGGAUCGAGCACGAAGUGGUGGCCUACACGUAGAGAAUACGUUAAGCUUUGGUGGGAUGCUAGGAGAAUGAGAGGGUGUGUCUUUGUUGACCGUCCCUUGUCGUCUUUGGAGAAUCACACAGAUUCUCAUCUCCUUCCUCCGAUUUGUGUUUCCGAAGAUACUUCACGGUUCAGAUACACUUGGAGAGGUGGUGACAGAAACGCGAUUCGAAUCGCGAGGAGCGUGUUAGAAACCGUAAGGAUGUUUAAUACUUCCUCAGAGGAAGUAAGAUGGUACGUCUUUGGAUACGACAACACGAUGUUCGUCCCGGAAAACCUCGCAAGAACGCUCUCUAAAUACGACCACACAUCAUGGUAUUACAUAGGAGCAAACUCAGAGAUUUAUCACCAGAACUCCAAGUUCGGACACGACAUGGCGUUUGGCGGUGGAGGGUUCGCUUUAAGUAGCUCGUUGGCUAACGUUUUAGCUAAAAACUUUGAUUCUUGUAUCGAACGGUAUCCACAUUUGUACGGAGGGGACUCUAGGAUUCAUGCUUGUGUGCUUGAGCUCGGAGUUGGAUUGACUCAUGAGUCUGGCUUCCAUCAGUUUGAUGUGAAAGGAAAUGCAUUGGGAAUAUUGGCAUCACAUUCAACGAGACCGUUGGUGUCUCUACACCACGUGCCCCACAUUGACCCAAUUUUCCCUAACUCAACGACUUUCACCGCCUUCCGCCACCUCUUUUCCGCCGUCGAAGUUGAUCCUCUCCGUAUACUUCAACUCUCCGUUUGCUACGACCGUUGGUACUCUUGGACCAUCUCUGUCUCUUGGGGCUACACUGUUCAGAUUGAGGGUAGACAUUUGUAUUUACGGGAUGUUUUGAAAACACAAGAAACGUGGAAACCAUCAGGCGGGUUGGCAAGUGUGUACACAUUCAACACAAGAGAGGUUCAUCCUGAUCCUUGCCAAAGACCAGUCACAUUCUUCAUGGAACAUGUUUCAUCUUCUCCCGGUGAUGAAACUAUUAAAAGUGUGUAUAAACAAGCUUACGAGAAUUGCACGUAUGAUCCCAUUUCAUCGCCUCGCAAACUAGAAGAGAUUAGAGUGUUUUCUACAAGACUUGAUCCUGAUAUAAGACAAUUGAAGGCUCCCAGAAGACAGUGUUGUGAUAUUUUACCAACUUCUUCCACCGGUGGAAAAGUAAUGGAAAUUGGGAUUCGAGAAUGCAAAGAGGAUGAGUUUAUUUACAUUCAUCCCUAGUAGCAAGUAGCAACGUACCUAAUAUACUAUCAUAUAUCUUUGCAAAUUAGUUUUUAGCUAUUUUCUAAACUGAAUAUUAUACUGUUAAUCAGCUUGUUGCCUCUUAACUUUGAAUUUUUGCAGUUAACUAUUUUUGAUAUAUUCACCAGCCAGCUAUAACAUUAACAAGAUACAGAACCUAGCUAUGAAUAUGCAACAAAAGGUUAAGUAAAUAUACUUAGAGUUAUGAGAAGAGAUUUGAAAGGUAGGAAAAGAA
Messenger RNA from Brassica napus (rape), 2701 nucleotides. RefSeq lists its product as uncharacterized. Gene Ontology annotation, molecular function: acetylglucosaminyltransferase activity. The coding region runs from base 982 to 2445 and encodes 487 amino acids. NCBI's taxonomy places the organism in Eukaryota, Viridiplantae, Streptophyta, Magnoliopsida, Brassicales, Brassicaceae. The record is from RefSeq and is a predicted model, not a curated record. The transcript has 5 exons.